AAUGACAUCAAAACUUUCAGAGUUGAGUUGCCGGAGAAAGAAGUACCUCCACCAGUACCGUCUGAUCUGACAACAACUCGUUCGGCGCUCUUUGGCCGGUCGCUACCAAAUCUUCACGGAAGUAUGACUGCACCUCCUGACGUGGACACUCCGCCUCCACACCGGUCAUCCGUUCCAUCCAGGGCGCAGCCGCCAAGCGAGCAUCUAACAUCACAGACUUCAUAUGAUCGAGAGGAAGGGGCGUCAGGCGACGUUGGUCUGGAUUCCGACGGCGAGUAUGUGGAUGAUCAGCCGUCCACAAGCUCAGCAAAUAGAUCUCGAAGAAGCGCCCGGCAUAGUAAAAUGUCUCAAGAUGAUAUUUCCUGCCUCGACUACUUGACACGAUUGAGACUUUCUAAGCUGAUGGACGAGAACUCGAAGUGGCAACAGCUGGCUACGGUUCGUUUUACUAUUCGUACACUUUGA
Molecule: messenger RNA, 465 nt
Organism: Ostertagia ostertagi
Lineage: Eukaryota; Metazoa; Nematoda; Chromadorea; Rhabditida; Trichostrongylidae
Source: the annotation of a GenBank genome assembly